Molecule: messenger RNA, 1018 nt
Organism: Branchiostoma belcheri (Belcher's lancelet)
Lineage: Eukaryota; Metazoa; Chordata; Leptocardii; Amphioxiformes; Branchiostomatidae
Product: membrane-bound transcription factor site-1 protease-like
Exons: 7
Coding region: 140-1018 (292 amino acids)
Biological process (GO): proteolysis
Cellular component (GO): Golgi apparatus
Molecular function (GO): serine-type endopeptidase activity
Source: RefSeq, a predicted model, not a curated record
AAGAGUCCUUGUCACAACAUCCAUAAAUUGACGCAAAUUACUGCCAAACUUCCUCCGUCAGCUGUAUAAAAAGACGCCACAGAUGAUCUGACUGUCGCACUGACCUCCCGUUUGGUCGGAAACGGACCGUUCGAGGAACAUGAGUCGUCUCCUAGCGACGUGGCGGCUGGUGGUCCUGUCGUGGCUGCUGAUUGGUCAGCAGGUGCAGCCGAGCAGCGACCGUCUGGUGCAGGUGACGGUGAUGCCGGAGGUUCCGUUCCCGUUCAUCCCGCCGCGACAGUGCGGGAACGUGACGGCCCUGGAGAGAGUGGAGAUCGGAUUCAAGACUGGAGUGGUAGAGCAUGAAUACAUAGUGACUUUCAACGGAUAUUUCACCCCGACUGCCCGCAAAAACUUCAUCCAGGCAGCGUUACGGGAAGCGGAGAUUCCGUCGUGGCAGAUCGUACCACGGAAUAACCCCGCCAGCGACUAUCCCAGUGACUUUGAGGUUGUACUGCUGCAAGAGCGAGCCCAGGACGGCCGAGACGCGCUCGAGGACCACCCCAACGUCAAACGAGUGACUCCGCAACGUCGGGUGAGGAGGACACUGAAAAGGAUCGAAUACACCACUGAGCUGCCUGAUGAGAACCUGGAGCCAUGUGCCAACAAGGGGACCCCCUGCUGGGCACAGACGUGGCAGUCAUCUCGGCCACUCAAAAGGACCAGCCUGGCUUAUGGAGCGGCGUUCUGGCACUCCACGGGCCGCCACACGAGCCGGCGCCUGCUGCGUACGGUCCCACGCCAGAUCACCAACGUGCUGCAGGCAGACCUGCUCUGGGCCAUGGGCUUCUCUGGGAGUGGCAUCAAGGUGGCAGUGUUCGACACGGGACUGAGCGAGAACCACCCGCAUUUCCGCAACUUGAAGGACCGCACAAAUUGGACCAAUGAGAAAACCCUUAACGACGAAUUUAUAGACAAGUCUGAUUUCGGUCGCAGUAUGGUUUCUCAGAGAUUGCCGUCUAGUGGAAAGGGUUCCUGA